UAGGAAAUAGUCCGUGUUCGGGAUCGUAACCCAGUUUUUGUAAUGGGAAUAUAAAAGCUGUUCAGAAAACCAGUACAUUUCACCAAGGAAGUUACCACGUUCCCAGAAGUUUGUAUGAUGAACAUCUCUAAGAGAGAAACUCCCUGAAACUAGCGGCUGAAGGCAGUAACACCACCCUGCUUCAGUUGGGGUGUGCUGGGUGCUGGAUUUUUCCAGAUGUGACUUCAGUGGCUUUAUGGUCCAGUUGGGCUUCUCGUGAACUGGUGCUCUAAUGAAGGUGGCUGAAGCAGUGAUCUUGGGUUUUGUUGUCACUUGGGCAAUUGCAGUGAGCUCCGUUUUUUGUUGCAGUGGUGCGUUUCACCUUCAGUUUAAUGAAUUUUUCUAGAGUGCUGCCUUCGAAAGUUCUAAUAACUAAGGAAAAUGAUUAUGUGGCAAGUCCUUUUCCUCUUGACUUGUUAGUUUCACAGGGCAACACCUGUUCUAUAAAGUAAGAUGGUUGACUUUUUGUGGGCUAUUCCAUUUACUCAUGAGUUUUUUAAUAGUGCUCUUCGGUAGGGUGGUGGAUGGUGAGUGAUGGGUGUGAGGAACCAGUGAGAUUACCUGGCACGGGGCUUACCGAAGAAAGCGAUAGCAUCUCUGUAGUGGUGGCUUAUUAGUCCUCCAGUAGUAGGACCGCUCAUCACAAUGGGAGAUACGAGCUCUUCAUGAAUUGGAGAGAAGGGAAACUGUAAAUGCAGUAACCUGCUGAGCACAUUUAGGAGCUAGAAGAAGGUGAAUUAAUUGUAUAAGGACAGCAGAGCUCAUGGAAGCUGCUGAGAACUGGCAGAAGAGGAGGGCGUGAGUCAGACAAAAGGAGUGUUCAGAUGUGUAUUGAAUUAACUCGGGGAAGGAAAUAACAAUUUGAAAUAAGUCAGGUGAUACUCGGCGUGAAGAUUUGGUGCGUCACAGUUCUCAGAGGUGUCUGCACAGGGAAGGGAUGGAGGCACAGAUAAACAAAUGCAGUUUUCUGUAACUUUCUGUGCCUGGUUCAAGGAAUUAAGAGAAAUUAAGCCACAGGAUUUCAGAGUUGUACUCAGGUCUUACUAUCUGAGUAGGUUAAAUCUCCACUCAGGGCUGCACAGACAGUAACAGAAAUAAAGGAGUCAUGAAAGCGUUGCGGAGGAAAUACUUCUUCAGCGUGAGGUAAAAAAAACAACCAAAAGUUGUUAUUGUACAUGCAUCAUGAAUGAAUCUGCUUCUAGUGGAAAUGGUCAAGAGUUUGAUGUAUUUAGUGCUAUGGACUGGAAGGAUGGCAUAGGUACUUUGCCAGGAAGUGACCUAAAGUUUAGAGUGAAUGAAUUUGGGGCCCUGGAAGUGAUUACAGAUGAAACUGAGAUGGAAAGUGUUAAAAAAGCAACUGCUACCACAACCUGGAUGGUUCCAACUGCUCAAGAAGCCUUUUCAGAAAAGACAGGGAUCCCCACAAAGUUGAAGGAAACUGCAAAAAUGGAUGGACUUGUUUUCUGUGAAAACUGUUACCGCUAUGGUACCAUAGAAGAAUUUGUUCCUGAAGGGAAAUUUUGCAGCCAGAAAUGUGCCCAGCAAGUAAAAAACAAAGAACCAAAGGAGGAAAAGCCCAGCAUGGAAUGCAAUGGGGAAGAUGAUUCCAAAGGCAUUCGGAAAAGAAAAGCAAAGUUACCUCUCAAAGAAGAGUCCAGGGAUGAUGGGGAGAAGAAAGAGAAUCCCGAUGAAAUUGAGGACAAACCUGAAGGAAGGAUCUUGAGAGUCUCACAGAGAGCCAGGAGAAAAAGGAAAGGGGAAAUAACAGUUUUGAAACAAAAUGUGCCCUCUAAAGGAAGGCAAGCAUGGUGUUGGGCAUCUUACCUGGAGGAAGAAAAGGCUAUUGCAGUACCUACUAAGCUUUUUAAAGAGUAUCAGUCUUUCCCAUACAACAAAAAUGGAUUCAAAGUCGGGAUGAAGCUGGAGGGUGUGGAUCCUGAGCACCAGUCUAUAUACUGUGUUCUCACAGUGGCUGAGGUUUGUGGCUACAGAAUACGCCUCCAUUUUGAUGGAUACCCAGAUUGUUACGAUUUCUGGGUGAAUGCUGAUUCUUCAGACAUUCAUCCUGUUGGAUGGUGUGAGAAAACAGGUCACAAGCUUCACCCACCUAAAGGAUAUAAGGAAGAAGAAUUCAGCUGGCCCUCAUACCUAAAGGCAUGCAAGGCUCAAGCUGCUCCUAAAUCACUGUUUGAAAACCAGAAUGCAACAGUGAUUCCGUCGGGAUUUCGAGUGGGGAUGAAGCUGGAAGCUGUAGACAAGAAGAAUCCGACUUUCAUUUGUGUUGCUACGGUAACAGACAUGGUGGACAAUCGUUUUCUGGUUCAUUUUGACAACUGGGAUGAGAGUUACGACUACUGGUGUGAGGCAGCUAGUCCACAUAUUCAUCCUGUUGGAUGGUGUAAAGAACAUAAAAGAACUCUCAUCACUCCACCAGAUUAUCCACACGCUAAGCAUUUUUCUUGGGAGAAGUAUUUGGAAGAAACCAGUUCAUUACCUGCACCUGCAAGGGCUUUUAAAGUGAAACCUUCUCAUGGCUUUCAGAAAAACAUGAAACUUGAAGUGGUUGACAAGAGAAAUCCAGUAUUUAUCAGAGUAGCAACCAUUGUAGAUACCGAUGAUUAUAGAAUAAAAGUUCAUUUUGAUGGCUGGGAUAGUAUUUAUGACUAUUGGACUGAUGUAGAUAGCCCUGAUAUCCAUCCUGCAGGCUGGUGUACAAAAACUGGACACCCUCUUCAGCCCCCACUUACUCCUUUGGAAUUGGUGGAAGCUUUAGAGCAUGGAGGGUGUCCCACAGCAGGAUGUAAAGGAGUUGGGCACAUUAAAAGAGCAAGACAUAUCGGCCAUCAUAGUGCAGUCAACUGCCCAUAUUCAGAGAUGAACUUGAACAAAGAAAGCCUCUUACCUGACCGGUUGAGCGGAGAGAUGCCAGCAGCCAGUCCUGUCCCCAGAAACAGAAAAGUGGAAGCAAGUGAAAGAUCCACCUCUCCUGUAAUCAAUGACAGAAAAUGCCCCAGUCCUGGUCACGUAGGUAUGAAAUCUUCAGCUCACAAUCGAUCAUCUGGGAAAACUGUACCUGAAACAGCUAAGCAGGAUGAUGCAGAAAGUAAAUCUCCAUGCAAGAAGCCCCUGUUAUGUGAUGUGAAAGAAAAGAAGGCACCCAGUGGAGUACUACAGACAAAGGACUCCAUAAAGAACAAAGAGUGUGAAGAAGAGGAGACAGAAAACAAGCUGCUUAUUUCAAAUGAAAUUAAAGAUGUUGAAGAACCCAACACACAAAGACUUCUUUCUCAACCCGUUAUUGUGUCUUCCAAGUUGCAAAUCCCUGGCCUACCCUUGCGCUGGGAACAGCAGAGCAAGCUCCUUCCAAGUGUGGCUGGGAUCCCAGCCAGUAAGGUUUCUAAGUGGAGUACAGAUGAGGUCUCUGAAUUUAUACGGAGUUUACCAGGGUGUGAGGAACACGGCAAGGUGUUUAAAGAUGAGCAAAUUGAUGGAGAAGCAUUUCUGCUAAUGACCCAAUCAGACAUAGUCAAAAUAAUGAGCAUUAAACUGGGACCAGCUCUAAAAAUCUUUAAUUCCAUUCUGAUGUUCAAAGCUGCAGAGAAAAACUCACACAAUGAACUUUGAAGAUAAUGGAAAAUGUGUAUGAGCCAGCUUUCUCCACCGGAGCUCAUGUUUUAUUCAAAGCACAAAGACUUGCUAGAACUGUUGUGUAAGGACUCUCAGAAAGGAAGAAACAUAGGUUCAGCACUGGUGGACUAUUUAUAUUCUCCUAGAGCCAGUACAUCUGAAUCCUUCUGGGAAGUGUUCAAGCUUUUGAGAAGGUACUGUGUAACAACCGAGUCAGCUAGUCUUAUUUACCAAACUAAUGGCGCUAAUUCUCCAUGGAUGGUUAGGAUCCCUAACUUUCUCUGGACAUCAAGAAAACCUUCAUUAAUUAUUUAUGCUGUAUUAUAUAAGGGAACCUUAAUAUUUUCUAAGAAUUCUUGAAUUCUACUUCAUGUACCCAUUUUACUUUUCAGAAGCUUUUACUUCAUAUUAUCAAAAUAAAAACUGAUUAGCCAAAAAUUAGGCUACAGGUAGCCAGAUGAGACUGUUAUGGCUAAUACGUAUUUGUGCCAUAGUUUGAAAAUGAAACACUUAACGUUACAUAUGUGACACUUUAUGCUACAGCAUAUAACUUUACAGAUUAUAAAACUGUCUGUUUGCUUGUAACAAAACAAAACAAACCAUGUUGGGGUUGAAAUUAUAAUGCUUUUUUGAUAACUGAAUGUUUUUACUUUUGCACGAUUAAAAAAACGUUAUGUGAGUUUUUCCACCAGCAUCUUUAAUGUAUUUUACCAAAAGAUCAGUAUAGAGAAGGCUGCAACUGAAAAAUAAAGUUUGACUUCAUAGAAGAGUUUUUGUUUAUGCUGCACAAUAAAGUCCCAGCCUUUUACAUGGAAGCCUACUAAAGUUGUUCAGCUCAUGAAAGAAAAUACAUGUAUUUUGAGGUAAGGACAUCAGCAAAAAAGAAAAUAUAUUCAUUCGUGUCUGCACAUGCCAGUCUCCAGUAUAGUUACCACAACAGUGGAGAUAAACUGUGUGCUAAAGCUAGGACUGCUGCUCUGUCUUUGUAUUUGACAUAGGGGUGUUUUCCCAGUGGUGGGAAAAUUAUUUCACUCACCACUUCCUAGUUGGAAAGUCUUAUUUAUAAAUGAAUAAGGCAUAGGGGGAAAGAUAAAGCGUGGAGGAAAAGGUUACUUAAAUGCAUAUAGUGCAUCGGCAUAUCCUAGAUGUAAAAUGCAUGCAUUUCACUGGGUCAUUAGUAGGCUGCAGAUGCCACCAGCAGGUACUUCGGUGAGGCAACCUUCCUUCUUGGAGGAUUAUUACAACAGUUCGUCAGGGAAAGUCAUUGCACUUGGUAUAUAUAUGUAAGAUGUAAACCAGAUGCACUUUAUGGGAGAAAGCCUAGCCACCUGUAUACUGAGGACUGUUCUAGAAUGUUAGUUUUGCAAGAAGAGAGAGGAGUUGGAUCAAGAUUUUUGGCAGCCCUCUUAGUGCUGCAGUGGGCAGUUGCUCAGCCUUUAGAGCUGAGAACAAACAGCAUUUCCGUUGCACAGAGCUGGGAGAAUUUUACAUCUUCCCACAGAUUUUGCUAGGCUGUUCUUUGGCUGGAGUUCCUUAAGAUUUCAAGAACUCUCUGUGCCCCUUCCAGAUCAUGUAGAUGACUGGUACCUGCCAUAAGAAGAGGUGAAACAGGGUCAGUAUGAAGUAAGUUGCAUUGCUCUGUUAAUUUCCUUCCAUGGCAUUGCAUAAAUAAUAUUUUUACAUUUUGUUCAAUAUUUGUACAUUCAGAUUGCACUCUUAUUGUACUACAAAACAAAUAAAACCUGAACUGGA
Molecule: messenger RNA, 5418 nt
Organism: Falco peregrinus (peregrine falcon)
Lineage: Eukaryota; Metazoa; Chordata; Aves; Falconiformes; Falconidae
Gene: L3MBTL3
Product: L3MBTL histone methyl-lysine binding protein 3
Exons: 22
Coding region: 1222-3663 (813 amino acids)
Biological process (GO): regulation of DNA-templated transcription
Cellular component (GO): nucleus
Molecular function (GO): protein binding; zinc ion binding
Source: RefSeq, a predicted model, not a curated record